AUGGUUCAGACCAUCCGAACAGUAUCCAGCUUCGAAGCCGCGAGCGACACAAGCUCCGACACCCACUCUCACAAUUCCGCCUUCUCAAGCUCCGUAAACAGUAACGUCAGCGCCGCCAGCAUGUCAUCGAAUCACCAAACUAGGACGCCCGGCGUCAAGUUAAAACACGACUGGAACGGCGGUGACUCCACCGCCAUGAAGGUACGUGAGGAAACGCCGCCCAUUGCAGACGACGACGAGAACGUCGUCGGCGGGACGCCCGACACCCAGGGUUCGGGAUGGGACUCGACCAUCGGCAAGGCGGGGCUAGGCAAGACGGGACGGGUCAUCAACAAGCUCGUCAGCGACAACGAGUCCCUCAAGCGCGACAUUCAGAUUGAGCGGUUACGCGCCGAGGAGGCCAAGCAGGCGGCCAAGCUUGUCGAGGACAAGAUGGAGCGCCUCAUCAGCGACUACGAGAGCCGCCUUCUCGAGGCGAGCGUCACCAAGACCCUCCUCAGCCGCAAAGAGCGCCAGGUCGAGACUCUCAACGCCAAUGUUGAGCUCGAGAAGAAACGCACCGCCGACGCCCAGGAGCGAGAGCGCUCGUGGCGCGAUGAGAUGGAGAAGAUGCGUGCUACCACCACCAAGCAGGUUGAAGAUGCAAAUGCGUACGCCGCUCUCAUGGAGGGCCGCUACAACGCCAUCAGUUCUCACUGGAAGGACCAGGGCGACGAGGUGAAGCGCGCGCACCUGAAGCUGCGGGCCGAGAUUGCCGGGCUCGUCGAGGAGCGCCGCCGCGACGACGAAAAGAUCGCCGCGCUGCGGGACCUGUGCGACCAGCAGGACGGCAACAUCAAAGAGCUUCGGCGGCAGAAAGACGAGAUCGAGAAGAAUUUUGAGGCUUAUAAGGCGCACCAGGAGUUCCUGCUCAAGGACAUCAAAGCGGGUGCGGCCGCGAGGGACGCCGAGCAAGAAAGGCUACUCGAAGAGACAAGGUCGACGUUAGCGAGGCUGAAAUGGGCGUUAAACGUCAAGGAAAACGUCAAGGACCUUUUGCAAUGA
Colletotrichum graminicola M1.001 is the source of this 1044-nucleotide messenger RNA. RefSeq lists its product as uncharacterized. The coding region runs from base 1 to 1044 and encodes 347 amino acids. The record is from RefSeq and is a predicted model, not a curated record. NCBI's taxonomy places the organism in Eukaryota, Fungi, Ascomycota, Sordariomycetes, Glomerellales, Glomerellaceae. The transcript has a single exon.